Lobosporangium transversale is the source of this 7441-nucleotide messenger RNA. Its product is annotated as phosphatidylinositol kinase Tor2. Gene Ontology annotation, cellular component: nucleus; TORC1 complex; TORC2 complex. Lineage: Eukaryota; Fungi; Mortierellomycota; Mortierellomycetes; Mortierellales; Mortierellaceae. Gene Ontology annotation, biological process: negative regulation of macroautophagy; TOR signaling; protein phosphorylation. The coding region runs from base 238 to 7326 and encodes 2362 amino acids. The record is from RefSeq and is a predicted model, not a curated record. Gene Ontology annotation, molecular function: protein binding; protein-containing complex binding; protein serine/threonine kinase activity. The transcript has 17 exons.
CGCUCUCACAUCCCUGUAUUUUCCUUCAAUAGACACGCACCAUAUUCUCAUCACAGCCAGGUUCAAGUGAGGAGCCUAUUCCUUCGAUAUAAAAAACGUCUCCGCAUUCACAACAAAAACGCAGGGACACGACUCUUUUUCACCCUUGAAUAUUAAUAAAAACGACCAUCCUCUCACUAGUAAUAUUCUACGCAACAAGGACAAUAAACGGGUCAUUCCUAGGGCCAUUGAUUUUGAAUGUCCAUGGCCACAGCACCACCCUCAGACAUCCUUUCAAAACUGACUAAUGACCUAAAGUCAAAGAAUGAAGAAGUCAGGCUACAGUCGGCUCAGGCCUUGAAGGAUCAUGUCGUUGUCAUGUCAAGGGAGUUGUCAGGACAGGAUUUGAAAAGAUUCUAUGGAGAAGUCAACAGCAUUAUUUGGACACUCGUACAGAGUGUCGACAAUAAUGAUAAACUUUGUGGCGUCAUGAUCAUUGAUAAGCUGAUUGGCAUUGAAGGCGAGGAGAACACAACGCAGGAAACACGCUUCGCAAACUACUUACGUCAGCUCUUUCCAGCAGAUGUUAAGACAAUGACAGUUGCAGCAAGGGCAUUAGGAAAGCUGGCACAACAAGGAGGGACUUUCACGACAGAGUUUGUAGAGUUUGAAUUGAAAAGAGCGAUCGAAUGGCUUACUGGAGAUCGGCAAGAGGCCCGACGACACGCGAGUGUGCUUGUUCUAGCAGAGUUGGUUCGGCAUGCGGACGUUAUUGUUUAUCCUUUCGUUGCGUCAAUUCUUGAACAUAUCUGGGUUGCAUUCAGAGAUCCCAAUCAAAACAUCCGGGUUGCAGCGGCAGAUGCUUUGAGUGCUGUCCUCGUGAUAAUUGCCGACCGUGAUAGUCCGUAUAAAAGCACUUGGUAUAACAGAAUCAGUGAAGAAGCACAGCGGGGCUUGCGGAUCGCCUCAACGGAAAGCAUCCAUGGUUCAUUACUGAUUUACCGCGAGUUGCUGCUCCAUGCAGGCAUGUUCAUGCAUGAGCGGUAUAAAAGUACAGGCGAAAUUGUCUUUCAGUACAAGGACCAUAGGGAUGGCUUAGUUCGUAGGGCUGUGAUUUCUCUGAUUCCUGAUUUAGCUGCAUACAACCCACAGGAAUUUGCUAACGUAUAUCUUCAUCGAGCCAUGGUGCACAUUCUCAGCCAACUCCGCAAAGAUAAAGAACGCUCAUUGAUGAAAGAAAAAGAUCGAUCAAACGCUUUUCUUGCCAUUGGAAAAAUCGCACUUGUUGCUGGUGCAGACAUGGGAGAAUUUUUGGAUGACAUUUUGAUUUGCAUUAGAGAAGGACUAAGGCUCAAGAGCAAAAACCGUAUCCAGACCGAUACGCCAAUAUUCAGCUGCAUCAGUAUGCUGGCCAACGCUGUCGGACAAGCACUUACAAAACACAUGCAUGAAUUGUUGGAGUUGAUGUUUGCUACUGGACUUAGCGAACCAUUGCGCCAAUCACUCACGGAUCUAUCCAACUGUAUACCCCCCUUACUGCCCAUCAUCCAAGAGCGCUUACUCAACAUGCUUUCCAUGAUUCUGAGUGGACAUAUGUACAAACCAUUGGGAGCACCAAAUGGAGCAAGAACAGGACUCACCAGUUCUCCUGUGAGGCGUGACAUUCAAUCUGCCGAGCCAAAAGAUGUAGACUCCAUCAUUCUCGCUCUUACUACCCUCGGUUCUUUCAACUUUCAAGGACAUAUCCUUAAUGAAUUUGUGCGAGAUUGUUGUAUUCCUUUUUUGGAGGACGACAAUCCAGAUAUUAGGCGCUCUGCUGCUAAAACAUGUUGCCAGCUCUUUGUUCGAGACCCCAUCUGCUUCCAAACCAGUGCACAUGCGGUUCAGGUUGUUGGCGAGGUCCUAGAAAAGCUACUGACUGUGGGCAUUGCAGAUCCGGAUCCUGAGAUCCGACGAACUGUAAUGGAAUCGUUAGAUGAGCGAUUCGAUCGCCAUUUAGCACAGGCAGAAAAUGUGCGCUCGCUCUUCAUUGCAUUGAAUGAUGAGAUUUUUGCCAUUCGAGAGCACGCAAUUACGAUUAUCGGACGCCUGUCUAUGCAUAAUCCCGCCUAUGUCAUGCCUUCCCUUCGGAAGACAUUAAUACAGCUUUUGACAGAAAUUGAGUAUUCGGGCGUGAGCCGAAAUAAGGAGGAGAGCGCACGGUUGCUAGCUCUUUUAGUGAUUUCCUCGCAACGACUUGUGAAACCGUAUGUUGAGUCUAUUAUUAAAGUACUGUUGCCCAAGGCUAAGGAUCAAAGCGCCGGCGUUGUUUCAAGCAUCUUGGCAGCUUUGGGAGAGCUUGCUCGCGUCGGAGGUGAAGAUCUUUUACCCUUCAUGGAUCAGCUUAUGCCGCUUAUCAUCGACACACUACAGGAUCAGAGUUCACCAACCAAGCGUAGUGCUGCACUCAAAACUCUCGGGCAACUGGCAAGUAACACGGGCUAUGUAAUUGAGCCAUACAUCAAAUAUCCGGGCCUGUUGGAUACCCUGAUGAACAUUCUGAAGACGGAACAGUCCGGCAACAUUCGAAAAGAGACUAUCAAACUUCUCGGAAUCCUCGGAGCUUUAGAUCCUUAUCGUCACAAACAAAUGGCAAUUGAGUCUGUGGAUGACAAUCAGGCAGACAAAUCCCAGGGCUCAGACGUCUCGCUUUUAAUGUCAGGGUUGGGGCCAUCAUCUGAAGACUAUUACCCUACAGUUGUUAUCAAUGCGUUGCUCAAAAUUCUGAAGGAUCCAUCUUUGAGUCAACAGUAUCAACCCGCCACUCAGGCCAUCUUGAAUAUUUUCCAAGCUCUGCAGUUGAAAAUGGUGCCAUUUUUGCCACAGAUCAUGCCUGUAUACCUGAGUAUCAUGCAGUCAGGCACGGUGCUUAAUCUGGACUUCUACUUUGAAAAAAUGGGCUUCUUGGUCAUGAUUGUAAAGCUUCAUAUCCGCCCCUACCUCCCCGAUCUUUUGCAGCUUGUCAAGGACAACUGGAAUCACACACCACUGCAAGAGCGUAUAAUUGGGCUAGUUGAGAGCAUAGCCGUGGCUCUUGAUGGAGAAUUCAAAGCAUAUUUGCCCAACUUACUGCAAUCAUUCCUUGCGGUCUUCGACACCGACCUGACGGAGAGGCAUGACGCAUCGAUCAAAGUUUUAGGCGCAUUUGUGAAAUUUGGCUCUAACAUCGAGGAAUACAUGCAUUUGGUGAUCCCAGUUCUAGUCAAGACAUUUGAGAAGCCUGAUGCACCCAUAAAUCUACGUAGAGCCGCCAUCAACACCAUCCGUGAGCUUGCUAAAAAAGUCAAUUUUUCUGACUAUGCGUCCAGGAUUAUUCACCCAUUUGCUCGUAUCUUGGCGUUACCAGGGCCAGAGUUGAGAAUGCCAACUAUGGAUGCGCUCUGUUGUUUGGUCCUUCAACUUGGACAGGAUUAUGUGAACUUUAUUCCCAUGAUCAAGAAGGUCCUAAUCCGUACCAGGAUUAGCCAUGCACAAUACGAUCAUUUGGUCUCACAGCUGCUAAAGCGUGAGCCGCUGCCACUAGAAUUGCCUGGGCUAGGUGAUGAUCGAUAUGUGUCCAUAUCAGAUGUCCCACAGGCAGAGUCUGGUAUUCGCAAACUUCCUGUUAAUCAAGCCUCAUUACGCAGAGCCUGGGACACUCAGCCACGCUCGACCAAAGAUGAUUGGGCAGAUUGGAUUCGACGUCUUUGUUUGGAAAUGCUCAAAGAAACACCUUCUCACGCGCUCAGAGCAUGCGCCGAUAUGGCAAAUUCCUACCAUCCUCUUGCUCGAGAACUAUUCAAUGCUGCAUUUGUGUCUUGUUGGGGAGAGCUACUAGAUCAGUACCAGGAGGAGUUGGCAAGAGCAUUGGUCACAGCACUUGUUGCACCCAACAUUUCACCUGAAAUCAUUCAAAUCCUACUCAACCUCGCCGAGUUCAUGGAGCAUGAUGAUAAACCUCUUCCUAUAGACAUUCGUACUUUAGGAGAGUAUGCAGCAAAGAGUCAUGCGUUUGCCAAGGCACUCCAUUAUAAGGAGCUUGAGUUCUUAACAGAGCCUUCUACCAACGCAAUAGAAGAGUUGAUUGGAAUCAACAAUAAUCUACAGCAGCCUGAUGCAGCUGCUGGUAUCUUGACGCAUGCACAGCUUCAUCAUGACUUUGAGCUCAAGGAGGCUUGGUACGAACGUCUGCAGCGAUGGGAGGAUGCAUUGGCAGCAUAUGAACGCAAGCAACUGGAGAAUCCAAAUGAUCUUACACUCACUAACAAGCGCAUGCGCUGUUUGCAUGCUCUUGGUGAGUGGGACCAGCUGUCUUCUUUGGCACAGGCCAAAUGGGGCAGCGCACCACCUCAAGAUCGCCGUAAAAUGGCAUCAUUUGCCGCUGCAGCUGCUUGGGGUCUGGGUCAAUGGGAGCUUUUGGACGAAUACAUUUCAGCCAUGCAGGAAAACUCUGAUAGAGCCUUUUUCAAAGCUAUUCUAGCACUUCACCGUAAUCAGUUUCAGGAGGCCGAGAAGUACAUUGAUAAGACCCGUAACAUGUUGGAUACUGAACUCACUGCUCUUGUUGGGGAGAGUUAUAACCGAGCGUAUGCAACUGUAGUUCGGGUCCAGAUGAUGGCAGAAUUAGAAGAGAUCAUUGCAUACAAACAAUACCAUGAUCAACCCGACCGUCAGGCUACGAUCCGACGUACGUGGAUGAAGCGGUUGAAGGGUUGUCAGAGAAAUGUAGAGGUGUGGCAAAAGUUGAUUAAGGUCCAUGCGAUCGUGGUGACACCAGCUCAGGAUAUGGAGAUGCGUAUUAAGUUUAUGAACUUGUGUCGCAAAAAUGGUCGACUGAGGUUAGCAGAAAACACCAUGAGUACGCUUAUGGGCCCUGAUACUGCAAACAUGAGCUUCACAGCCAUGACGCAGGUGACACCACCACAGAUUGUCUAUGCUAAGCUUAAGUACAUGUGGGCGACAGGUGUUCGCGAGCAUACCCUGGACUGUUUACGCCAAUUUACGGAGCGAUUGGCAUCCGACCUUGGCCUUGGAACGGUUGAGGAUGCCGGCAUUGCUAUGACAGGAGCUAACCAGCUGAAUGGAAACGUGGUCGACUACUCCAGAUUACUUGCACGCUGCUAUCUGAAGCAGGGAGAGUGGCAGUUUGCUCUUCAAGAUGGCUGGACGCAUGACUCAAUUGAGGACAUUCUGACACCAUAUCUCUAUGCCAAGCAUUUGGACAAAGAUUGGUAUAAGGCGUGGCAUACAUGGGCGCUAGCUAACUUCGAGGUGAUCACGUUUUAUGAGAAGAACCCGCCCCCUAACCAUUCUGGACGCGACCCAUGCCUUCAAUAUGUUAUUCCUUCGAUCAUGGGCUUCUUCAAGUCCAUUGCACUAUCUCAGGGCAAUUCACUUCAAGAUACGCUGCGCUUAUUGACACUCUGGUUCAAGUUUGGUCAUCGCGCGGAGAUCAGUGCGGCACUGAGCGAUGGUUUUUCAACUGUCAGCAUUGAUACCUGGUUACAAGUCAUUCCACAGCUAAUCGCCCGUAUCCACGCGCCUAGCCCCAAUGUACAACGUCUGAUUCACCAGUUGCUGACAGAUGUUGGGAAGGAGCAUCCGCAAGCACUGGUAUAUUCUUUGACGGUUGCUUCGAAGUCACCUAGUGUUGUACGCAAGAAUGCAGCCUUAGCAAUUAUGGAGAAGAUGAGAGUGCAUAGCCCGCUGUUAGUCGAGCAGGCAUUAUUGGUCAGCCAGGAGCUUAUUCGUGUAGCUAUCCUGUGGCAUGAGAUGUGGCACGAAGGUCUAGAAGAGGCGUCUCGUCUGUACUUUGGUGACCGUAACAUCAAUGGAAUGUUGGCGCUACUAGAGCCUCUCCAUAUGAUGCUUCAGAGGGGCCCUGAGACCCAGCGUGAGAUAGCAUUCAACCAAGCGUUUGGUCGAGACCUAAGGGAAGCCCAAGAAUGCUGCAUUCGCUAUGGCCAAACUCAAGAAAUCAAUGACCUUAAUCAAGCAUGGGAUAUCUACUAUCAAGUGUUCCGUCGUAUCGCGAAGCAGCUUCAACAGCUUAGCACUUUGGAUUUACCAUAUGUCUCGCCACAAUUGCAGGGCGCUCAGGAUCUUGAGCUUGCUAUUCCAGGAACUUAUAAGAGUGGUGAACCUAUCAUUAAGAUUUCAUCGUUUGUACCAACGCUCACUGUGAUGACUUCGAAGCAACGUCCUCGUCGCUUGACUGUGAAGGGAAGUGAUGGACGUGAUUAUCAAUAUCUAUUGAAGGGACACGAGGAUCUACGUCAGGAUGAACGUGUCAUGCAGUUGUUUGGACUUGUGAACACACUUCUGUCUAUUGACCCAGAAACAUUCAAGAGGUACUUGGGCAUUCAGCGAUACCCUGUCAUUCCACUCUCGCCCAACUCGGGUCUCAUUGGAUGGUUACCAGAUACAGAUACGCUUCAUACCUUGAUCCGUGAUUAUCGUGAAAGUCGCAAAAUUUUGUUGAACAUUGAGCACCGCAUCAUGUUACAGAUGGCGCCCGAUUAUGAUAACUUGACGUUGAUGCAAAAAGUUGAAGUCUUUGAGUAUGCACUUAACAACACUGGAGGUCAAGAUCUGUACAAGGUCCUGUGGCUCAAGAGCCGGAACUCGGAGGCAUGGCUCGACAGGAGAACAAAUUAUACCCGAUCUUUGGCGGUCAUGUCCAUGGUCGGAUAUAUUCUUGGACUGGGAGAUCGCCACCCGUCCAACUUGAUGCUGGAUCGUAACUCGGGCAAGAUUGUGCACAUUGAUUUUGGUGACUGCUUUGAAGUGGCGAUGCAUCGUGAAAAGUUCCCAGAACAGAUUCCGUUCCGGUUGACACGAAUGUUGACCAACGCUAUGGAGGUCAGUGGUAUUGAGGGUAACUUUAGGAAUACGUGCGAGAAUGUGAUGCGUGUACUACGAGAGAAUAAGGAGAGUUUGAUGGCAGUAUUGGAAGCCUUUGUAUAUGAUCCCUUGAUCAAUUGGAGGAUUUUGACCACAAGCCCUCGUCAACCGAUGGAGAAUGGACAGGGUGGAAAUCAAAAUGCAGCAAAUGAGUCUGUCAUGGACGAGCAGGCACGCAAUAUGAGGAGAGCCCUACCAAGUGAGCGUGAACUCGUGCGAGACAACAUGAAGAUGGAGAACCAGCCUGAACAGUUGAACCAGAGAGCAGUAUCGAUUAUCAAUCGUGUGACCAAUAAGUUGACAGGCAGAGAUUUCAAGCCUGACAAACCCUUGGAUGUACCAUCGCAGGUCGAAAAGUUGAUUCAACAGGCGUCAUCGUACGAAAACCUGUGCCAGUGCUGGAUUGGAUGGUGUGCCUUCUGGUAGAAGACUAUCUCUUAGUUCCUCUUUUUUGUAAUUGUCUGUUCCGUGUCUGUCCAAUUGUAAAUAAGAAAAAUGUUAUUGGUAUUGAAAUCAAUGAAGAAAUUCUUGGGUGUAAUUU